UUUUUUCAGAGAGAGUGUCUAACAUUACACGUGGGCCAAGCAGGCGUGCAGAUUGGCAACUCGACAUGGGAAUUGUAUUGCUUGGAGCAUGGCAUCGCCCCAGACGGCAAACUGAAGGAUGAGGCCAAGGCUUUUGGCGACAACUGCUACACCACUUUCUUUAGCGAAAACAGCAAUGGUUCCAUUGUACCCAGGAGCAUUAUGGUUGAUUUGGAACCAACUGUGAUCGAUGAAGUCCGUUCAGGCCCGUACAAAAAAUUAUACCACCCCGACCAACUGAUUUCUGGCAAAGAGGACGCGGCAAACAAUUAUGCCCGUGGGCAUUAUUCGAUCGGAAGUGAAAUUAUUGAUACAGUAGCAGACAGAAUCCGAAAACUUGCAGACCAAUGUUCUGGUUUGCAAGGCUUCUUCGUCUUCCAUUCCUUUGGAGGAGGAACUGGCUCUGGAUUUUCCUCACUGCUGAUGCAACAUAUCUACAGCGAUUAUUCGAAGAAGUGCAAGCUCGAAUUUGCGGUCUACCCAGCUCCUCAAGUGUCCACAGCCGUUGUGGAACCCUACAACUCCAUACUAACAUCCCAUUCGACCAUGAACUAUACCGAUGUUGUCUUCAUGGUAGACAAUGAAGCAAUAUACGACAUUUGUCGAACAAAACUCAACAUAGAACGACCAACAUAUUGCAACUUAAAUCGACUUGUCAGUCAAGUCGUUUCAUCCAUAACAGCUUCUCUUAGAUUCGACGGAGCUUUGAACGUAGAUCUGGCUGAAUUCCAGACGAAUUUAGUUCCUUAUCCCAGGAUUCAUUUUCCAUUGGCUUCAUAUGCUCCUGUAGUUUCAGUUGAUAAGGCUUAUCAUGAGGGGAUGAGUGUGGCUGAGAUCACGUCGGAAUUAUUUGAACCAUCGAAUCAGAUGGUGAAAUGUGAUCCGAGAAUGGGAAAGUAUAUGGCGUGCUGUAUGCUCUAUCGGGGUGACGUCGUGCCGAAGGACGUAAAUGCGGCAAUUGCCAUUAUGAAAAAUAAAAGAAGUAUCAGAUUCGUCGAUUGGUGUCCAACUGGAUUCAAAGUCGGGAUCAACUACCAACCGCCGACGGCCGUCCCAGAAGGAGAUCUUGCCAAAGUCCAACGCGCCGUCUCGAUGUUGUCCAACACCACAGCGAUCCAGAACGCCUGGGAACGUCUAGGCCACAAAUUCGAUCUGAUGUAUUCCAAAAGAGCAUUUGUACAUUGGUUCGUAACCGAAGGAAUGGACGAAGGUGAAUUUGGAGAGGCCAGAAGUGAUAUAGCAACUCUAGAACGAGAUUACGAAGAGGUUGCUGAAGACACGAUAACCGAUGAUGUCAAGUUAUAUUCCAAUUCACAAUCUGAACUUUAA
Molecule: messenger RNA, 1368 nt
Organism: Ctenocephalides felis (cat flea)
Lineage: Eukaryota; Metazoa; Arthropoda; Insecta; Siphonaptera; Pulicidae
Product: tubulin alpha-4A chain-like
Exons: 4
Coding region: 202-1368 (388 amino acids)
Biological process (GO): microtubule cytoskeleton organization; mitotic cell cycle
Cellular component (GO): microtubule; cytoplasm
Molecular function (GO): structural constituent of cytoskeleton; GTP binding
Source: RefSeq, a predicted model, not a curated record